AUGAUAGAGUGGUGGCGACCGGAGGCGCACACGUUUGAUCUACCCAUCGGCGAGGCUACCAUCACGUUUGAGGACUUGGAGGUUCUUUUCGGGCUGCCGGUUGAUGGAUUACCUCUGACCCCCGUCUGGCAGUAUCUGGAGGCGAUUGAUGCGGAGAUUACGGAUGAUUCACCGCCGGAGGAUAUCAACCGGCACACGAGAUUGUUGCUGCUGCUGCUACUGUUUGGUGGUGUAGUGUUCUCUAACACUUUGGGAAACCUGGUUAGUUUGAGAUUUCUACAUCAUCUAGAGCGGUUAGAUGAUUUACCUGGUUACAGCUGGGGUGCAGCUGUUUUAGGCUACCUGUAUAGGCAGAUGUGCCGGGCGUGCAUGGGAACCUAG
Messenger RNA from Nicotiana attenuata, 381 nucleotides. RefSeq names its product serine/threonine-protein phosphatase 7 long form homolog. The record is from RefSeq and is a predicted model, not a curated record. Bases 1 to 381 code for a protein of 126 amino acids. Lineage: Eukaryota; Viridiplantae; Streptophyta; Magnoliopsida; Solanales; Solanaceae. Gene Ontology annotation, biological process: meristem development; meristem maintenance. The transcript has 2 exons.